AUGUGUCAACACACACUGUCCGCAUCCGAUAUGAUGCCACAAGCUCACUCGGGUGCUCCAAGUUUAUUUUCUAACGUGAUGAUGCCUUCACAAAUUAUUGUGAUGAAUAUGGGUGAUAACAACAACAUGACGCAUCAUAUGAACAUGUAUUUUUCAUCGGAAUCAUUUCAGACUUUUGUGAAAUAUGUCUUGUUUGAAAAUUGGAAUGUUGAUACAGACUGGAAAUUUGCUCUAUCUGUUAUUGGAAUUUUUUUAAUUGCAUUACUGAAUCAAUUUAUUUUCUUCUUGCUUCAUAUUCAAGCUCCAAAGAAGAGAAAGAUACUCUAUAUUUGUGUUUCAUAUAUUGCCAAACCAAUUGGGUUCUUUUUGGAAAUGUCCAUCGGUUACUUAUUAAUGUUAGUCGCAAUGACCUAUAAUUUUGGUCUUUUUAUGGCUAUAAUAUUGGGAAAUUUCAUCGGGUACAUUCUCUUUAACACAAUUUGCACACAAAUGUUAGAAGGUUAUUAUCAUCAAGGAGAAAAUUCGGAGUCUGAGAAACAUGCCUGUUGCAAAAAAAGAGAAUAUGAAAAGAUCAUUGAUACAGAAGUGAAGAAAUACAGUACUACUGGUGUUGUUAACUUUUUUGAUGAUGAGGAAGUACGGACUGAAAGCAUGGCAAUCAACAGAGGAAAUAAUGACAACAAUGAAAUUUUCCAUCAAUACAUUGAAGGAACUAGCUCUUCAGUUAGAAGUUACCAUGACGAUUAUUAA
Molecule: messenger RNA, 750 nt
Organism: Naegleria lovaniensis
Lineage: Eukaryota; Heterolobosea; Eutetramitea; Acrasida; Naegleriidae
Exons: 1
Coding region: 1-750 (249 amino acids)
Biological process (GO): copper ion transmembrane transport
Cellular component (GO): membrane
Molecular function (GO): copper ion transmembrane transporter activity
Source: RefSeq, a predicted model, not a curated record